Messenger RNA from Gongylonema pulchrum, 687 nucleotides. NCBI's taxonomy places the organism in Eukaryota, Metazoa, Nematoda, Chromadorea, Rhabditida, Gongylonematidae. The record is from the annotation of a GenBank genome assembly.
GAGUCGAAACCGCUUGGAGAAGUGGAUGACGUUUAUAAAGAACCACUAACGCUGGCAAUUCCAGAAAGCGAGAGCACACAUUCGGUGGGUAGUUCUACAAGUAGUGGCAGGUCGACACCGUCUUCUUCCAUGUCCACAUCAGCAAUGGAUAGCGAAGCAGACUUUGCUAGACUCGCCGAAAAUUUAGCGUUAAAGUCGGAUGGAAAAGUAAGCUUCUUCACACACCCCAUUUUAUGGGAACGUCUGUGUGCUUACAUUUUGAUGCUCUCACCACCAGUGAGAUGCACUCACAUGUCGACACCGUCUUCUUCCAUGUCCACAUCAGCAAUGGAUAGCGAAGCAGACUUUGCUAGACUCGCCGAAAAUUUAGCGUUAAAGUCGGAUGGAAAAGGCGACUUCUCUUUUCAACGAUCAAAUGAAAUGACGCCAGUUCAAGACCGUAAAAAUUCUGCUUUCCGAAAUCUUUCAUCACAGUCUGGAAGCUCGAUCAGUGCACCAAUCAACAAGAUGCCUCCACUGAGAAUGGCCGGUAUCAAAGGCUUUGCUCAUCUAGCCGAUUCGGGUGAAAAAGUUUUGGGCCCACAAUUUAUGAAUGCAUUAAACGGAUAUGCAGAAAAAAGUCAAGAUAUGUUUAAUCAGUUAUUUUCACUACGUGUCGGCUCACCUUUGCUUCUGUGCUCACGCUAA